This is a messenger RNA of Prorocentrum cordatum, 1582 nucleotides long. Lineage: Eukaryota; Dinophyceae; Prorocentrales; Prorocentraceae. The record is from the annotation of a GenBank genome assembly.
CAGACAUCCUCUCAAAUCCAUGAAGUAGCUCGGAGUUUCCUCCCCCGAGUGGCCAAUAUGUGAAUGGUACUUCAAAUUUUGCCCAGGACCGUGACUUUGUUUUUAGCUCUUUGGGACCAGUGGCUCCUGAUUCCGCCUCCCCCAGGCCGUGGCAGUCAAGAGGUGUUGCAUUUGAUGCAGAUGCCGGUAGGCUUUCAGAUCUGAUGGCGCGAGUAGUUUGGCGGCCGCGCGCAAGACGCCGUCUGACAGGUGGUUCCAGCCGCAUCGGGGCCACCACCCCGCACGCGCUUGGGCAAUCUUGGCAAUCGUGCCGCCAUGCUGUUGUGGCUCACGGUUGUAGUUAGCGCGGCGAUCUGAAGUGAGGUCCAAGCAUUUCUGUCGUGGGAAGUCCGCCAUAUAACAGCAUGCAUCCGCAUCCGAGCCAUCAUGCAAAAGAUCCGUGGCUGUUCUGGGUCAAGUUUUUGGCGUCAAAGGGAGGGUGCCACCACCCACCAAACUACCCCAACCCAACCCGAAGGCAUUAUUGUGCUCCCCAUUCCCAUUUGGGUCCUCGGGUUGUGGUGGGGUAGUCUGGCAGGUAAUCAGAGUGCGGGAUGGCUCGAGGGAGCGCGGCCCAGCUGCGAUGCUCCCGUGGAGGGGCUACGCCCGAAUCGCUGCCUCGGUUUCAAAUGCUGCCAUGAUCUGGUACAUCUACGGCUUUUACUUACUGAGCAUCGAUUGGGGGCUUUUCGGGCAGCUCCAGCAUCUCCAGCACGGCGAGUCGCCGAGGAUGACCGACUAUAUCUGGGCACGGAACUUCGACGCGGCGUUCAAGCACCUCCGGCUGUUCUCGUUCUCCGCUGCGAUGUUGCCGAGCCUUGACGUCUAUUUGUUCCUGGGCGUUCCUGGAUCGGUCGUCCACCUCGUCCUGGAGCGCGAUCGGGUCACGUGGCUGCAGUCCUUCCUGAAGCUGCGCACGCCCUGCUGCAGCGCCCAUCGCGCUGCACGGUGGCUGGAGAUGUACUACUGGAGCUUAGUGCUGGGAAGCCUGUCCUUCCUGAUGCUCGCCCGCGUCCACAUUGACAUGUCAUGGCCGCACUACUUUUGCAGCGCAAGUGGUCUUUUGUUCACGACCACCGCCUUGUGCCUCUACCUUGUCAUGCCCUUCCAAGUCGCUCUGGUGGGUGCAGACGGUUGCUCGGAGUGGCUGGCCCAAGCGAAACGCUGGGUCUUUCCCUCGUUGUGGCUUGUUCUUGGGCUCACCGCCAUGUGCUUCGCGUCUGCAUUGUGGAAGUGUGAGCGCCUCGGUGACGACCGCCCAUCACUCGUUUUUGGAGUUCUCGAGACCAUCACGAUCACGGGAUACCAGCUUGUUCUUGGAGUCUUCGUGGUUGACGAUAGGAUGAUGGCGAGAACGAGGGUUGCUCCUCUCAAGGCCGAUUGAAGCCAGUGCCGUGCAUGCUUGGCGAGAAAAGCAUCACACCAUGCAAUGGAUCACAUCCCGUGUGUUCCAGCCAAGACGCUGAAAAAAUGACCAGCUUGGGGGCUCUCCGCUCGUUGGGGGGGGGGACCGCCCCUCAGACCAGCGAGCCGCUGCGUGGCC